Messenger RNA from Naegleria fowleri, 1092 nucleotides. RefSeq lists its product as uncharacterized. Bases 1 to 1092 code for a protein of 363 amino acids. The record is from RefSeq and is a predicted model, not a curated record. The transcript has a single exon. NCBI's taxonomy places the organism in Eukaryota, Heterolobosea, Eutetramitea, Acrasida, Naegleriidae.
AUGACUUCCAUAUCUAAUCCUAAUACCUAUCUUUCGAUUGUAUCCAUUUCAUAUUCGGUUGUCAUUUUAAGUUGCAGUGCAGUCAUUGCAUUCAUCUUGUUGUUCGAUUUUAUUCCAUCAUUGACGAGAGAAGUGAAUUCACAGAGAACCAUUUUAUCAGCACAACAACAACCAAAACAACAACCAAAACAUGGCGAAAUGACAAGUUUACACAAAGAUUCAUCCUCUCACCAAACACCAAAAAAGAUCAAAAAGAAUCCUUUCAUUAUUCAAAAUUUGAAAUCUCCUUUCAGACCUUUAUGGAAUAUGGAUCGACCAUUAUUCUUUAGAAUGGAAAUGAUGUUGUAUUUGAUCAUGUUUGUGUUUUUAAUCAUUCAAGAGGGAUUGGGAUUGUAUGUGAUGAAUUCGAGAUCGAAUGGUGAUGAGAAUUCUUUGAUGAACAAUAUUUUCACACAAAUUCAAUUCUUGUUCGAAAUUUUAUAUUCAUUGAGCUACUUGAUGGUAUUUGGAGGAUUUGCAUGUGGUGUGACUCUCUACUAUAGAAUUCAAAAGAGAAGAAAUCAGAGAAAUCAUUCGGAGGCACAUGAUGGAAACAAUGGUCGGCGUCAUGAUAUGAAUUCUUCUGAAGAUGAGAAUGACUUGUUGAACUUACUGGCCGAUGAAAGAGCAAGUGAAUUGUUCGAACGAUUUUGUGCGAAAGAGUUUUCUGUCGAAAAUUUGUAUGCUUGGAAAUAUUUGCACCGUUGCAAGGAGAAAUUGUUUGGUCAAGAUCUGGCCAUAAUUACUGAAAUUGUUCUCACUUUGAAUGAUCUUUAUAUUCAGAGUGGAUCUGACUAUGAACUCAACAUUCCAUCCUCUCUGAAAUCUCAAUUCAAGGUCAUGAGAUUGGCACUGCAAGAAGCAUCAUCUUUCGACACCACUAAACACAGAGAAUUGAUUGAGAAAGUUUAUUCGAGUCUUAUUGAAAAUUUACAACUGAACUUGGGUGACACAUUCUCGAGAUAUGAGCAUACCAUCGAGUAUCUUUCGUACAAGGAAAUUCAUUCUUUGCAAUUUGAACUCAAUUCCAAUGUCAAGAUUGUGGAAGAGUAA